GAACAAGACCCACUGGAUUGUGUCUAGAUUGAAAAGAGAGAUUCAACGCAGUUUAAACAAGCGAAGAAGGUUGGAUUCCUGGUGACAGAAAAUUGAUAGCGCUUCGUUGCAGAUCCUGUCGAGGCUUUGCAAAAUAAUCCAACAUUUGAUUGCUGUUGUUGAUGUUGUUGAUGUUGUUGCGAAGAACCCACAAAUCAUUUUUCUUAAGGGGGAUUGUGCAUGUGAUGGGGUAUAAUGGGUUAAUUCCUCCUCGCAAUGAUGUUGCAGCAAUAAUUUUGAGCCCGCAGUUAUUGCACGGCUUCUUCAGAGACAACUGCUGCUGCUGUUGUCUCUAAUUUCUUUUCUCUUUCUUCUGUUUUCUUGUAUUAUUUUUAUUUAUUUAUUUUGUAAGUGGGUUUCGUCGCUUGGUCGCAUAUCCCUUGCCAUUAAAUUCCGAGAUUGGGUCGCGCGUCGCGCAGUGAUUCACGAGUGCUUGUCCUGCGUCGUUGUCACCCACGAGAUUCCUCUGCUUGCUCUCUCGGUGACCCACGAAACCAACAGCUGCAGAAUCAGAUCCAGUCGUGGGAACGAGAGGGAAAGAGCGGUCGGAGUUUGUAAGAUGGAGGAUGAAGAUUGUUGGGGACAGAUCGGGGUUUGAAACAGCGUGAAGGGGUGUCGAUGUGGGGUCCAGGUUGGAGGAUUGCAGCCACUUCUCCCUUGGAGGUUGUGCAGGUUUAACGACGCAAGCUGUAAUUCCCUGAUAAGGCUAUGCAUCUCUGUCGAGUGUAGUUCGGCAUCAAUUUAUGCAAUUCUGCCUCGCAAAAAUGAGCAACAGAAUGGGUCCCGUGCAUGUGUUGUUACUUGUUUUGACUAUCAUCAACAGCCCUGGCGUUUUCAGUGCUGGUUUUCCUAAUUGGCGAUUGGGAAGAAGCUUUGAACAACACUUAUCGGGUGAAUCGAUUGACUAUAAAAAAGACGACGUAGAGAAGCAGGAGUUUUUUGAGGUCACAAAACCCGUUGACUUACCUCAGGGCGCUCACAAGGUUUGUUCCCAAAUCCUGUUGCAGCACGUAUUCGGCAACACGAUCAAUGAACCUCCUACACUGGCCCAGUACCAGCCGCCGCAGGAUUGCAUCAGUGAGGACUGGACCGCGAUCGUCUUGAGAUGGGAAGCUACAUCAAGGGGACGCCAGUUUGAUCGUAUUUCUGCCGUAUGGCUCGGCGGGGUGGAGGUGUUCCGAACGUGUACUGCUGAGCCGACUGCACAAGGAAUUGAAUGGAGCGUGGAGAAAGAUGUGACUCCGUUCGCGUCCGUCUUCAAAGCACCCCAGUUGCUCGCUGUCAUGCUCGCCAAUGUCGUGAAUGAAAAAUACACAGGGCUGUUCAAUGUGACACUCUCAGCUCAUUACUACUCUGUUGGGGAAGCCGAACAUUCCCGGGAGAGCUAUGGCGGAGUCGCGGACUUGAUUCUACCAUUCGCCGAGUCGUCACCUCUUAACGGUGGACAUUGGUUCCAGCUCCAAAACGAGAGUGACUUGCGGACACAAGAGAUCAAAAUUCCGCGAAAUGCAUACAAGGCUGUGCUUGAGGUCUGCGUGUCCCCUCACGGCUCCGACGAAUUCUGGUACACCAAUCCGCCAGAUGACUACCUCAACGCUAAUAACCUCACUGAAGAAAUUCCAGGAAAUGGCACUUUCCGUGAGGUUCUCGUGUCGAUCGAUGGUCUCCUUGCGGCUAUGGUUAACCCAUUUCCGGUGCUUUACACGGGCGGCGUGAAUCCUUACUUCUGGCGCCCCAUUUCUGCCAUUGGUUCCUUCGCUCUUCCCUCCUACAACGUCGAGGUAACGUCAUUUCUCGGCAAGCUCGUCGAUGACCAGAACCACACAUUCAGCAUCACUGUCACGAAUGCAAUACCCUACUGGCUUGUCUCGGCAAAUUUACAUCUCUGGCUGGACCACUCCACAAAUGCCACAACAGGCGAACUCUUCGAACACUCUGCACCUGCUCUCACAUCCCACAUCAUGUCCAAAUUUGAAGGAUUGAACGGCACCUUCCACAACAAAGCCUCAAGGGAGCUCUCCUACAAAGGCUACCUAAAGUCAUCCUUCGGCAACCUCACAACAACCACCUCCUAUAUCUCUCACUUCUCCAAUUACCUCAAAUACACCGAUGACGGCCUCUGCAGCACGAUCAACCAAAACAGCAAGAUGGAUAGCACUGUCAUUGUGAAAGCCGAGGCGCGAGACUUAGUGUACGAGCAUCGAUCCUAUGCUUUCCCCCUCCAACUCUUCUACGACCAAAUCGAAUAUCCGAAUAAGACGACCUUUGUGGAAGCUGGAAUACGCCAUGGAUGGAGGGGAGAGCAAGAGCGGCAGUCCAGCAUUGGCAGCGGGCAAAGCUCCUUCAGCAGAUUGGACAACAAGCAGCAUUCGAAAGGGCAGAUGUUCAUUCCAACUGAGGGGGGAGUUAUCGGGUAUGCAUCUACCGAGCAAUGGUAUGCUUACCACGGUACCGAUGGUUGUUACUGGAGGUAUGUGGGGGCGAGCAAUUAUACGUUCCUUUAUGACGAUUCUGGUACACUUUGCACCAGUUUACUUAGCUAGCCAUUUCAUCUAUUUUUUUAGUAGUAGAGUUGACUAGUUAGGUGAUUUCAAAGGUUUCAGAGUACAAUGAAAAGAGUUAAUUUGACGGGAAAGAAAGGAUUCUGGCGGUGCCACGAAUCCCUGGCGAGUUUCAUGAGGAAAAAUCUCCAUGGAAGGGUGAUCACUUUCCUAGACAUGGUUGAAGGAUUGGAGACAUGAAACGUAGUCGUCGUUGUUGUUGACUUGGCAAAAUUUUAGAGUAUUUGCCUGUGGACUUGAACCCUUUCUUCUUGCCGACCGUUGUUACACUGUCCUACUGUUGCACCGACUUCUACCAGUCACUAGUUCGCUCUAAAUUGGAAUCCGCUAUUGCAUUUUCGGCAUCAAUAAGAUUCUCUACAUGGGGGUUUUGUACAGCUCACUUUUGCACUUCAGAUUAGCGGGAUGUAGUGAAUUUGAUUAUAAUUCUAGAAAGCAGUGAUAGGGACCGUUGAAUGUUACGAGGCAUUUUUCUAUGUAGGAGACAUUCACGGCAUUUAUCUGAUAUACAGUUGAAUAAGACCUUCACAAAAGACUGCGACGGGUGGGAUUCUACCCGGAGCUCCUUAACUAUA
This is a messenger RNA of Physcomitrium patens, 3175 nucleotides long. Its product is annotated as peptide-N4-(N-acetyl-beta-glucosaminyl)asparagine amidase A. NCBI's taxonomy places the organism in Eukaryota, Viridiplantae, Streptophyta, Bryopsida, Funariales, Funariaceae. The record is from RefSeq and is a predicted model, not a curated record.